Molecule: messenger RNA, 4978 nt
Organism: Sturnus vulgaris (Common starling)
Lineage: Eukaryota; Metazoa; Chordata; Aves; Passeriformes; Sturnidae
Gene: NAV1
Product: neuron navigator 1
Biological process (GO): nervous system development; microtubule bundle formation; neuron migration
Cellular component (GO): microtubule cytoskeleton; axon initial segment
Molecular function (GO): ATP hydrolysis activity
Source: RefSeq, a predicted model, not a curated record
GGUGGUGACGGUGCUGGGCGACCUGGAGCAGCUCCUCUUCAGCCAAAUGCUGGACCCCGAGUCCCAGAGGAAGAGGACAGUGCAGAAUGUACUGGACCUGCGUCAGAACCUGGAGGAGACCAUGUCCAGCCUAAGGGGCUCUCAGGUGUCUCACAGCUCCCUUGAGAUGACCUGCUAUGACAGUGAUGAAGCCAACCCACGGAGCGUCUCCAGCCUCUCCAACCGCUCCUCCCCUUUGUCCUGGCGCUACGGGCAGUCCAGCCCACGCCUGCAGGCCGGGGACGCGCCAUCGGUUGGGGGGACCUGCCGCUCCGAGGGCACCCCGAGCUGGUACAUGCACGGGGAGCGAGCGCACUACUCGCACACCAUGCCCAUGCGCAGCCCCAGCAAGCUGAGCCACAUCUCCCGCCUGGAGCUGGUCGAGGCGCUGGACACCGAUGACGUGGAGCUGAAGUCGGGGUACAUGAGUGACAGUGAUCUGAUGGGGAAGACGCUGACGGAGGAUGAUGACAUCACCACGGGCUGGGAUGAGAGCAGCUCCAUCAGCAGUGGCCUCAGCGAUGCCUCAGACAACCUCAGCUCGGAGGAGUUCAAUGCCAGCUCCUCGCUCAACUCCCUGCCCUCCACCCCCACCGCCUCACGCAGGAACUCGGCCAUAGCGCUGCGCACGGAUUCAGAGAAGCGCUCACUGGCAGAGAGCGGACUGAGCUGGUACGGUGAAGGUGACGAGAAGGCACCCAAGAAGCUAGACUACGAUAGCAGCAGCCUCAAGAUGGAGCAUGGCUCCUCCAAGUGGCGACGGGAGCCCUCGGAGGGCAGCGAGGAGGGGCCCAAGGGUGGUGAGCUGAAGAAACCUGUCAGCCUAGGCACCCCGGGCUCCCUCAAGAAGGGCAAGACUCCUCCAGUGGCUGUGACCUCCCCCAUCACCCACACAGCCCAGAGCACCCUCAAAGUGGCAGGCAAGCCAGAGACCAAAGUCACUGACAAGAGCAAGCUGUCAGUGAAGAACACAGGUCUGCAGCGCUCUUCCUCUGAUGCCGGCCGUGACCGCACCACGGACGCCAAGAAGCCGCCAUCAGGGCUUGCACGCCCCUCAUCCUCCAGCUCCUUUGGCUACAAGAAACCAGCUCCUGCUACUGGCACUGCCACUGUCAUGCAGGCUGGGGGCUCGGCCACACUUGGCAAGAUCCAGAAGAGUUCUGGCAUUCCUGUUAAGCCAGUCAGUGGGAGGAAAACAAGCCUCGAUGUCUCCAACGCACCUGAGCCUGGGUUCCUGGCACCAGGGGCUCGCUCCAACAUCCAGUACCGCAGCCUGCCCCGGCCGGCCAAGUCCAGCUCCAUGAGUGUGACCGGGGGCCGCAGUGCAGCCCGGCCUGUCAGCAGCAGCAUUGACCCCAGCAUGCUGAGCACCAAGCAGGGUGGCAUCUCGGUGUCGCGGCUCAAGGAGCCGUCCAAGGUUGGCACUGGCCGUGGCACACCAGCCCCUGUGAACCAGACAGACCGUGAGAAGGAGAAGGCCAAGGCCAAGGCAGUGGCGCUUGACUCUGAGUGCAGCACCCUGAAGAGUGCCAGCUCACCUGAGAGCACCCCAAAAGCCCAGGCCAACCUUCCGCCAGCAGCCAAGGUGGCCGAACUGCCCCCUACACCUCUCAGAGCGGCUGCCAAGACCUACGCAAAGCCUCCUUCGCUGGCCAACUUGGACAAGGUCAACUCCAACAGCCUGGACUUGCCCUCCUCCAGUGAGCUGCACACCCCACAUACUGCCAAGCUCCAGGACUUGCACCCGGCUGGUGGGCACCUCGCACCCUGCUUCAGCCCCAGCCCUGCCCCCAUCCUCAACAUCAACUCGGCGAGCUUCUCCCAGGGCCUGGAGCUCAUGGGUGGCUUCAGUGUUCCCAAGGAGGGCAGGAUGUAUUCCAAGCUCUCCGGCCUUCACCGCAGCAUGGAAUCCCUACAGAUGCCCAUGAGCCUGCCCAGUGCCUUUUCAGGGGGCAGCACCACCACCCCCGCCCCUGCUGCUGCACCCCCUGCCAGCACAGAGGAGGAAGAGGAAGAAGAAGAGGCAGGAGAGCUGGGCUGGAGUGGGAGCCCCCGGCUCACACAUCUGGACAGUGCCAACCGCGACAGGAACACGCUGCCCAAGAAGGGGUUGAGGUACCAGCUCCACUCCCAGGAGGAGGCCAAGGAGCGGCGCCACUCACACGCAGUCAGCGGGCUCCCCGAGUCGGAUGAGCAGCAGGAGCUGCCCUCGCCCCCCGCCCUCCCCAUGGCGCUGGUCGGGAAGGGUCCGCUCACCAGCAUUGUGAGCCCCACUGCCACAGCAACCCCGCGGAUCACCCGCUCCAACAGCAUCCCCACCCACGACUCCACCUUCGAGCUGUACAGCACCUCCCAGAUGGGCAGCACCCUCUCCCUGGCCGACAAGCCCAAGGGCAUGAUCCGCUCGGGCUCUUUCCGGGACCCUGUGGACGAUGUUCACGGAUCAGUGCUGUCCCUGGCCUCCAGCGCGUCCUCCACCUACUCCUCCCAAAUCCGCAAGCUGCGCCGCGAGCUGGAGUCCUCACAGGAGAAGGUGGCCACGCUGACAUCCCAGCUGUCUGCUAACGCCAACCUGGUGGCAGCCUUUGAGCAGAGCCUGGUGAGCAUGACAUCCCGUCUGCGGCACCUGGCUGAGACCGCCGAGGAGAAGGACACAGAGCUGCUGGACCUGCGAGAGACCAUUGACUUCCUAAAGAAGAAGAACUCAGAGGCCCAGGCUGUGAUCCAGGGUGCUCUAAAUGGCACUGAUGUCACCCCCAAAGAGCUGCGCAUCAAGCGGCAGAACUCCUCUGACAGCAUCUCCAGCCUCAACAGCAUCACCAGCCACUCCAGCAUCGGCAGCAGCAAGGACGCUGACGCCAAGAAGAAGAAGAAGAAGAGCUGGCUACGCAGCUCCUUUAAUAAGGCCUUCAGCAUCAAGAAGGGCCCCAAAUCAGCCUCAUCCUACUCGGACAUUGAGGAGAUUGCCACACCAGACUCGUCAGCCCCCUCCUCCCCAAAGCUACAGCAUGGCUCCACAGAGACUGCCUCACCCUCCAUCAAGUCCUCCACAUCCUCCUCCGUGGGCAUCGACACAACUGAGCUCUUCCAGGCCCACAGCGAGGGCGAGCCCGAGAAGAAGGAGGUGUCAGAGCUGCGGUCAGAGCUGUGGGAGAAGGAGAUGAAGCUGACAGACAUCCGCCUGGAGGCCCUCAACUCAGCCCACCAGCUGGAGCAGCUGCGGGAGACAAUGCACAACAUGCAGCUGGAGGUGGAUCUCCUGAAGGCUGAGAAUGACCGUCUCAAGGUGGCCCCAGGGCCAUCAACAGUGCCAGGUUCUGUUCCCAGCCAUAUCACGAGCACAUCGGCCUCCUCUUCACCACGGCGCUCCUUGGGUCUCACCCUUGGCCACGCCUUCAGCCCCAGCCUGGGAGAUGCAGACAUGUCCCCCAUGGAUGCUGUCAGUGCUGGCACCCAGAAGGAUGAGCUGACGCUGCGGAUUGUGGUGCGCAUGCCACCCCAGCACAUCAUCAAGGGGGACCUCAAGCAGCAGGAGUUUUUCUUGGGCUGGACCAAGGUGAGCGGGAAGGUAGACUGGAAGAUGCUGGAUGAGGCUGUCUGCCAGGUCUUCAAGGAUUAUAUCACCAAGAUGGAUCCUGCAUCCACGCUGGGGCUUAGCACCGAGUCUGUCUAUGGCUACAGCAUCAGCCACAUCAAGCGUGUGCUGGACACGGAGCCACCGGAGCUGCCACUGUGCCGCCGGGGCCUCACCAGCGUCGUGGUGACACUCAAAGGCUUGAAAGAGAAGUGCGUGGACAGCCUGGUGUUCGAAACACUCAUCCCCAAGCCCAUGAUGCAGCACUACAUCAGCCUCUUGCUGAAGCACCGCCGCCUCAUCCUCUCGGGGCCCAGUGGCACUGGCAAGACCUACCUGACCAACCGCCUGGCUGAGUACCUGGUGGAGCGCUCGGGCCGGGACGUCACCGAGGGCAUCGUCAGCACCUUCAACAUGCACCAGCAGUCCUGCAAGGAUCUACAGCUGUACCUGUCCAAUCUGGCCAACCAGAUCGACCGGGAGACAGGCACGGACGUGCCCCUGGUGAUCCUCCUGGACGACCUCAGCGAGGCAGGCUCCAUCAGCGAGCUCGUCAAUGGUGCACUCACCUGCAAGUACCACAAAUGCCCGUAUAUCAUUGGCACUACCAACCAGCCUGUGAAGAUGACCCCAAACCACGGUCUCCAUCUCAGCUUCAGAAUGCUGACCUUCUCCAACAACGUAGAGCCGGCCAAUGGCUUUCUGGUGCGCUACCUGCGGCGGAAGCUGCUGGAGUCGGACACGGACAUCAAUGCCAACAAGGAGGAGCUGCUGCGGGUGCUGGACUGGGUGCCCAAACUCUGGUACCAUUUGCACACCUUUCUGGAAAAGCACAGCACAUCCGACUUCCUCAUCGGCCCCUGCUUCUUUCUGUCCUGCCCUAUUGGAAUUGAGGAUUUCCGGACCUGGUUCAUCGACCUGUGGAACAACUCCAUCAUCCCUUACCUGCAGGAGGGGGCGAAAGAUGGGCUCAAGGUCCAUGGGCAGAAGGCGGCCUGGGAGGACCCCGUGGAGUGGGUGCGGGACACCCUGCCCUGGCCGUCAGCGCAGCAGGACCAGUCCAAGCUCUACCACCUGCCCCCACCCACCAUCGGGCCCCACAACGCCGUGUCCCCCCCUGAGGAGCGCACUGUGAAGGACACCACACCCAGCUCCCUGGACUCGGACCCACUGGUACGCUGGCCAACAGGAGGGUCUGGGAGGAGCUGGGCAGAGCAGGGUGGAGCUUCGCUUUCCCAGUUAAUUCUCGGUAAAAAGCCUGAUUUAGGGAUGCAGAAACACUUUGUGCUCCUGGGAGGGACAGUGAGUGCAGGGUGGUGGCACUGGCAGGUGGGCUGCACACCAGGACACAGGGGGAUGUGCUAG